This is a messenger RNA of Peronospora matthiolae, 651 nucleotides long. NCBI's taxonomy places the organism in Eukaryota, Oomycota, Peronosporomycetes, Peronosporales, Peronosporaceae. The record is from the annotation of a GenBank genome assembly.
AUGUGCGAAGGGAUUGACAACCUGAAAUCCCUUUACGACCGUGCCGGGAAGACUUUCUCCGGCGGUCCUUCUGCGGCACAGGAUGUGUCGCGUCGUACUGCUCGACCAGACCCAGUACGUCAACCAUCAAUUGGGAGCGGGGCUCCCAAGAAUCCCAGGACGGGGGAUAGCCGCGCCACCGGACGAGGUAACUCGUCCGACGUCCGUUCACGUCGCGGUGGUUCAACAGCUGCUCAACUAGAUAGCGCUGGCCACCGCGAGAGUCCUCUAAUGGAGGUGGAGGAGGAGGAAAGACGCUCUCCACACGAUCAUGUGGAUCGGUGUGUUCCCGAGAGCUUCUUUGAUCGCGUAACGCAAGGGUUACGCGACGAUCUCGAGCAUGAGCGGAAUAGGCGUCUCCAGAUGGUGGACACUGCCUCGAAGCAUCGAGCUGAGUUUGCCUUUGCUCAGCUUGAGAACGAGAGAUCUCUGACAUCUCUUCGUGACGAGCUAAGGGUAGCUCGUGGGAUUGUUGAUCGGUCUCGGGCUGAGAUAACUGCUCUUCAGACCCUUGUUGAUGCCCACCAUCGGGAGCACAAGGCUCUCUGCGAGAUGCUUGAGCGCAAGGGCGUUCUUCAUCGGAAGAAGCAGCGUACUGAUGGUACGGCUUAA